AUGGAUGCAGAGCUGACACUAAACAGCACUUUCAUCGUCGAUGACCUACAUCCCUGCUAUGAAUCUACUAAUACAAGCUAUGUUUUUGCAAGUGACCCUUCCCUAACUUGUGUUUUGGUGUAUAUAAUCCUUGGCUUGUUAUCAGUCGCCACAAUAUGUGGAAACCUACUAGUUAUCAUAUCCAUCAUUUACUUCAAACAGCUGCACACUCCUACUAACUACCUCAUCCUCUCCCUGGCUGUGGCCGACCUGCUCGUCGGCGUCCUCGUCUUUCCUUUCAGCAUGGCAUUCACUGUCACCUCAUGUCUGUUUCACCAGGACUUUAUGUGCCAAAUCCGUGACAGCUUUGAUGUAUCACUGUGCACUGCUUCUAUUCUACACUUGUGUUGCAUUUCUAUAGACCGAUAUUAUGCAGUGUGCCAGCCGCUGACGUAUAAAGUAAAAAUAAACGUUCGUGUCACAGCAGUUAUGAUCCUGGUGACCUGGGGCAUCUCUGCUUUAAUAGGGAUCUGUAUAAUAAUCGCAGGAUUCAGCCAAGGAACAUGUGAGGAAACGUGCUCCGUUGAUGUUGUGAUGGCAAAUACGAUGGGACCCGUUUUCUCCUUCUACCUGCCAGCGAUCAUAAUGCUCGCUAUUUACUUCAAGAUUUUCCUUGUUGCUCAGCAACAGGUGAAAAGCAUCCAGAACACAACAUUUCAGAGCACAAGUUCUGGAGCAGCUGUGAGUAAGAUGGAGAAGAAGGCCACAAAAACUCUUGCUACAGUCAUGGGGGUUUUUCUUUUAUGUAUGAUUCCUUACUUUCUGUGCAUUGUCUUUCAGCCGUUGACCUAUUAUCCCCCACCCAUCCCACUGAUUGAGACUCUCAACUGGCUCACAUUGUCCAACUCAAUGCUGAAUCCACUGAUUUAUGCUUUCUUUUAUAGCUGGUUCAGAUCAGCAUUCAGAAUUAUUAUUUCUGGAAAAAUAUUUAAAGGCGAUUUUGUUAAUUCCAACUUGUUUUGA
Molecule: messenger RNA, 1002 nt
Organism: Solea solea (common sole)
Lineage: Eukaryota; Metazoa; Chordata; Actinopteri; Pleuronectiformes; Soleidae
Product: trace amine-associated receptor 1-like
Exons: 1
Coding region: 1-1002 (333 amino acids)
Biological process (GO): adenylate cyclase-activating adrenergic receptor signaling pathway
Cellular component (GO): membrane
Molecular function (GO): G protein-coupled receptor activity
Source: RefSeq, a predicted model, not a curated record